AUGGCCAGCAACCUCUCCUUCGUCCUCAACAAGCCCAACGACGUCUCCUUCGAGGAGCGCCCCAAGCCCACCCUCUCAAGCCCCCACGAUGUCCUCGUCGCCGUUAACUACACCGGCAUCUGCGGCUCCGACGUGCACUACUGGGUCCACGGUUCCAUCGGCAAGUUCGUCGUCGAGGACCCUAUGGUUCUAGGCCACGAGUCCGCCGGCACAAUCGUUGAGGUCGGCUCCAAGGUCAAGACCCUCAAGGUCGGCGACCGCGUCGCUCUCGAGCCCGGCUACCCCUGCCGACGAUGCCAGAACUGUCUCGCCGGAAAGUAUAACCUCUGCCCGGAUAUGGUGUUUGCCGCUACACCACCCUACCAUGGAACUCUGACCGGUUACUGGACUGCCCCUGCGGACUUCUGCUUCAAGCUUCCUGAUAAUGUUUCGCAGCAGGAGGGUGCUCUGAUUGAGCCCCUCGCUGUCGCUGUGCACAUCGUCAAGCAGGCCCGCGUCAAGCCCGGUGACUCUGUCGUUGUCAUGGGCGCUGGACCCGUUGGUCUUCUCUGCGCCGCUGUCGCAAAGGCCUACGGCGCCUCCAAGAUCGUCAGUGUCGAUAUUGUCCAGAGCAAGCUCGACUUCGCCAAGGACUUCGCCUCCACCCACGUCUACGCAUCUCAGCGCAUUGCGCCCGAGGAGAACGCCAAGAACAUCUGCGAGCUUGCUGAUCUCCCCGAAGGCGCUGACGUCGUCAUUGAUGCCAGCGGUGCUGAGCCCUCAAUCCAAGCAUCUAUCCACGUCCUCAAGAACGGCGGUAGCUACGUGCAGGGCGGUAUGGGCAAAGCCGAUAUUACCUUCCCCAUCAUGGCAUUCUGCAUCAAGGAGGCUACAGCCAGUGGAUCAUUCCGCUACGGUGCUGGUGAUUACCCUCUCGCCGUUGAGCUUGUCGCUACCGGCAAGGUCGAUGUCAAGAAGCUCAUCACUGGAGUUGUUGAAUUCAAGCAGGCUGAGGAGGCUUUCAAGAAGGUCAAGGAGGGAGAGGCGAUCAAGGUUUUGAUCAAGGGACCUAACGAGCAGUAA
Fusarium fujikuroi IMI 58289 is the source of this 1062-nucleotide messenger RNA. RefSeq names its product probable xylitol dehydrogenase. The transcript has 2 exons. Lineage: Eukaryota; Fungi; Ascomycota; Sordariomycetes; Hypocreales; Nectriaceae. Gene Ontology annotation, molecular function: L-iditol 2-dehydrogenase (NAD+) activity; zinc ion binding. The record is from RefSeq and is a predicted model, not a curated record. Gene Ontology annotation, biological process: D-sorbitol catabolic process. Bases 1 to 1062 code for a protein of 353 amino acids.